CUAACCGGUCAGUGAGCAAUCUGUUGUGGAAGUGAGAAGGUCUUGUUUGACAUCAAAAUGUUACGGUACUGUGUAUCACUUUUCAAAUGAAUGAGGCGACGAACUUCGGGAACACACGGUGAUCUAAAAAGGAAACGCGCGGACGUAGCUAGUUUUACUGAUGAUUUUUCAGGUGUUAGAUUGACAAUAUGCUGUAGGAAGUGUCCGUGUGUGCAGUGAAAUAGGUGGUGAAAAGAAAAAGCACGCAAAAUGGCGGAUCUGGAGGCAGUGCUCGCGGACGUGAGCUAUUUGAUGGCUAUGGAAAAGAGCAAAUGCACGCCAGCAGCCCGAGCCAGUAAGAAAAUAAUCCUUCCCGACCCAAGCGUGCGGAGCGUGAUGCACAAGUACUUGGAGAAGAAGAACGAAGUCAACUUCGACAAAAUCUUCAACCAGAUGCUAGGCUACCUGUUAUUCAAGGAGUUCUGCGAGACGGUAGCGGACGAGCCCAUCCCGCAGCUCAAGUUCUACGAAGAAAUAAAGCAGUUCGAAAAACUGGAAUGCGUGGAGGAGAGAAGAAAGCUCGCCCGUGAAAUUUACGACAAUUUCAUUAUGAAGGAGUUGCUCGCCCACUCGCAUGAUUACUCCAAAGAGGCAGUUGCUCAUGUACAGAAGUAUUUAAUGAAAAACGAGGUUCCUGUUAAUUUAUUUGAGCCAUACAUAGAAGAAAUCUUUAACCAUCUACGAGGUGAACCCUUCAAGAAGUUUUUAGAAAGUGAUAAGUACACCCGUUUUUGCCAGUGGAAGAACCUAGAGUUAAAUAUUCAGUUAACAAUGAAUGACUUCAGUGUCCAUCGGAUAAUUGGAAGAGGUGGAUUUGGUGAAGUUUACGGGUGUCGAAAAGCAGAUACAGGAAAAAUGUAUGCAAUGAAAUGCCUGGAUAAGAAACGAAUAAAAAUGAAGCAGGGAGAAACUUUAGCUCUUAAUGAGCGAAUAAUGUUGUCUCUAGUCAGUACAGGAGUAGACUGCCCUUUUAUUGUAUGUAUGACAUACGCAUUUCACACACCUGAUAAACUGUGUUUCAUCUUAGACCUCAUGAAUGGAGGAGAUUUGCAUUAUCACUUAUCCCAGCAUGGAGUUUUUAAUGAGCAUGAAAUGAAAUUCUAUGCUGCUGAAGUUAUUUUAGGUUUAGAACAUAUGCAUAGGCGUUUUAUAGUAUAUCGUGACCUAAAGCCAGCGAACAUCCUUUUGGAUGAACAUGGGCAUGUACGAAUAUCGGAUCUUGGUCUAGCAUGCGACUUCUCGAAGAAGAAACCUCAUGCAAGUGUUGGGACUCAUGGUUACAUGGCUCCAGAAGUUCUCUCAAAGGGAACUGCCUAUGAUUCCAGUGCAGACUGGUUUUCUUUUGGCUGCAUGCUGUACAAACUACUCAAAGGACACAGUCCAUUCAGGCAACACAAAACAAAAGACAAACAUGAAAUUGACAGAAUGACGUUAACCAUGAAUGUAGAGCUUCCAGAAUCCUUUUCGAAGGAGCUACGGUCUCUCCUGGAAGGACUGCUGCAACGUGACAUAGACAAGAGACUGGGCUGCAAAGGAAAUGGAGCUGAUGAAGUGAAAGAGCAUCCCUUCUUUGCUGGCCUGGACUGGCAGCAGGUGUACCUGCAGAAGUAUACACCACCACUCAUCCCUCCAAGGGGUGAGGUGAAUGCAGCUGAUGCUUUUGAUAUUGGCUCCUUUGAUGAAGAGGAUACAAAAGGAAUAAAGCUCACGGAGGCAGACCAGGAUCUCUACAAAAACUUUCCUUUAGUAAUCUCAGAACGAUGGCAAGCUGAAGUUGCAGAAACAGUUUUUGAGACAAUCAAUGCUGAAGCAGAUAAGAUGGAACAGAAAAAGAAAGCCAAACAAAAACUUAAGUUUGACACUGAUGAAAAAGAAUCUGACUGCAUUCUGCAUGGAUACAUAAAGAAACUGGGAGGACCUUUUGCAUCAGCAUGGCAAACUCGUUAUGCCAAACUCUAUCCAAAUAGGUUGGAGCUUCAUCCAGAGUCUGGAAGUACAAAGCCUGAGCUUGUUUUUAUGGAUCAAAUAGAAGAUGUUAGUGCUGACUUAGUUCAUGUGAAAAAUGAACAGUGUAUUGUGGUACGGACUAGGGAUGGAAAAAUUGUCCUCACUAAUCCGGAUGAAAUUGGAUUAAAGGAGUGGGCCUUGUCACUGAGGUCAGCGCAUAAAUGUUCUCUGGAGCUGCUUGGCAGCAUGGCAAAGAAAGCAGGGAAAAUAUAUGGAACAGAAAGGGAUGCAAACAACAAAAAUCCCUUCAUAGCAACAAGAAACACCAAUGGAAAUUGAGGAGAAAUCUUCGGAUAGUGUUUUUUAUUCAGUCGUCUCAUCUUGCCAGAAUGUGCAUUGUUUGGCUAUAAUUAGGUCAUGGUAACUCAGUGACAUACACCAAGAUUGCAGGCAAGGAGUAACUUGAUGGUAUUUGUACAAAAACCUCUUAAUUUUUUGCUAUAUUUAAAUGCCAAACCUUCCCUUAUCCUAUUACGGAUAUGUGAUAGACGAGUAGGCCUCUUGUAAAUAAAUGUGUAUGAAAGUUUUUUUAUUUAAGUGAAAGAUAAUCAGAGGAAUAGUACUGUCAGAGUGUUAGAUGACAACUACGAUAGCCAGCAAAAUUAAUAUAAUUUUAUGCAACCAGUCAUCAUAACGUAAAAUGCAGGACAUUAUUCCUUCACAUCUGUGUGUGGUCAUCCAUUUUUAGAUGAAGUUCUGUGAAUUUCAGUGGUAUGAGUGUUUAGAAGACAUUGAAAUACCAAGAAGCAGAGACUUAUCAUCCCCUGUAGUGGAUCGAGAGACCACUGUGAAGUGUGUGUGAGAGUAUGUUUCCUUGUGUGUACAAGUGUAGAUACUUUUUUAUUUUAAUUUUGCCUUUUCCUUCCCUGAGAACAUGUAUUGAUUGUUGGAAAUUAAUUUGCCAGUAUUUAUGUUAAUGCUGGUAUUUUAUGUAUGAGACAUUUAGAUACUGUACAUAUAAUAAGAAACAAACAGUAUUUUCACACAACAGUGCAAAAUGUCUUCUCAUAAGUACUUUAAAAUAUUUUUUGUUACAGAUCAUUAUUUAUUUUGAAACAACAUAUUAUGUGACAGACUAUUAGCAAACUUUUAAGACAUGCAGUGUGGAAUAUUAUCCAUAUUUCAGUUACGGUGUUAUUACUUCUAGACUUGUGAAUCUUUUUUUUUCCCAAACAACUACAUAAAAUGCUGCUCACUGAACUCCUCUCUUAACACAGUCCAAGUUAAGUUGUACAUGGUUGUUCCUGAGUUACAGUUUGUAAUUUCUCAUUUUACAUGCUGAAGAUGUAAAACAUUGCUCAGAGUAAACUGUGACUGCUAUUUCACGAUAUAAAAAAAUUGCAUUUUAUUUUGGUUAACUUUUAUAUUAACUUAGUUCUUGAAGUUUUGUAAUGAUUCCUGCUGUUAAAUUUCAUGGCAAGUGACUACUGAGAAUGGAUAUACCACAGUAAGAUUCUUAAUGAUAAUCAAUUUAUGUUCACAAUACAUGUUUCACUGUUCAGUAAUUCUUGCAUUUAAGAACUCAGGGUUUGACUGGAUUACACAUUUGAAGAUACUGUAUGCAACAGAAUUAUACAUGUAAUAACAUUAGUAAUUGUCCAGUGUGAGCUAUAAAUCCUGAAAUACAUUUUCAUUUUUAUCAAUUUUCACUGAAACAGUAGCAGUUAUUAAAGCCACUCAGAAAUGAAGUGCUUCUGGAAGAUUUGGUAGUUCAAUCAUAUCUUCACUUAAUUUAGACUAAUUAAUGCUCCAGUCAAAACAGCAAACACGUGUAGUGUGAUCUGUUAACUUAUUUAUAAAAAGAGUCAUUUCCUGUUAAUAAGAAAUGGUGACCUGUUCUCUGGCUGAAAUUGUACUCAGUGCACAAAAUGGAUAAGAAAAGACAAUUCAGAACAUUAAAAAUGUUACCACAAGAA
Schistocerca piceifrons (Central American locust) is the source of this 3962-nucleotide messenger RNA. RefSeq names its product G protein-coupled receptor kinase 1 (gene Gprk1). The transcript is spliced from 16 exons. The coding region runs from base 250 to 2325 and encodes 691 amino acids. NCBI's taxonomy places the organism in Eukaryota, Metazoa, Arthropoda, Insecta, Orthoptera, Acrididae. The record is from RefSeq and is a predicted model, not a curated record. Gene Ontology annotation, biological process: protein phosphorylation; G protein-coupled receptor signaling pathway; regulation of signal transduction. Gene Ontology annotation, molecular function: G protein-coupled receptor binding; G protein-coupled receptor kinase activity; ATP binding.